Corythoichthys intestinalis (scribbled pipefish) is the source of this 3128-nucleotide messenger RNA. RefSeq names its product inhibitor of growth family, member 5a (gene ing5a). The record is from RefSeq and is a predicted model, not a curated record. Gene Ontology annotation, molecular function: chromatin binding. The coding region runs from base 109 to 834 and encodes 241 amino acids. The transcript has 8 exons. NCBI's taxonomy places the organism in Eukaryota, Metazoa, Chordata, Actinopteri, Syngnathiformes, Syngnathidae. Gene Ontology annotation, cellular component: nucleus. Gene Ontology annotation, biological process: regulation of DNA-templated transcription; positive regulation of apoptotic signaling pathway.
AGACAAACGUAUUUUACAAAACGAGCGCCACCUCGUGCUUCGACUGUCCACAGUUCGCCAGCGCCAACGAAGUGACGUCACUUACAAGCAGUUCUCAACUAAUCCGAAAUGGCGACGGCAAUAUAUCUAGAACAUUAUCUUGACAGCAUUGAAAACCUUCCAUGCGAGCUGCAGAGAAACUUUACACUGAUGCGAGAUCUGGACAACAGGACUGAAGAAAAGAAGGUGGAGAUCGACAAGCUAGCCGAAGAGUACAUCGCCAAGGUGAAGAACCUAGCGUCUGAGCAGCGGGUGGAGCACCUGCAGAAGAUCCAGAGCGCCUACAGCAAGUGCAAAGAAUUCAGUGAUGACAAAGUGCAAUUGGCCAUGCAGACAUACGAAAUGGUGGACAAACACAUACGGCGUCUAGAUGCUGACCUGGCGCGCUUUGAAAACGAACUGAAGGAGAAACUGGAAGUCAGUGGAUAUGAAAGCUUAGACGGACGAGCAUUGAAAAAAGCAGAGUCCCGAGGCCCCCGUGAGAAGCGUGGCUCUAGGGGACGAGGAAGAAAAGGCUCAGAUGAGGAUUCUCCUAAAAAGAAAAAGAUGAAAAGCAGCCCAGACUUGAGCGAUGCCCUCCUGCCCAUGCAGCCAUCGGACGUGCUGGACAUGCCGGUGGACCCCAAUGAGCCCACCUACUGCUUGUGUCACCAGGUGUCGUACGGGGAGAUGAUUGGCUGCGACAAUCCCGACUGUCCCAUCGAGUGGUUUCACUUCGCCUGCGUCGACCUCGCCACAAAACCCAAAGGAAAAUGGUUUUGUCCACGAUGCACUCAAGACAAGAAGAAAAAAUGAGACGAAAUACGUAUAUUAUAUCGCGGUAGAGUGAUUAUGUACAGAAAUAUAUUUUAGCUCCUUUUCAUGCAAGCUUUCUUCAAAAGGCAGAUUGUUGAUUUUGAAGCGUCACUACUAAGGGUGUAACAGUACAGAAAAAAAUCUAAGUUAACAUUUUUAAGAAAAAUGGCAAUUUGUUAGUUUGCCAAUAAAUUCAUUAAAAAAAAAACAUAAUAAUGAAUCAAUAGUUUAAAAUCUAGCAUCGUAGGCAAGUGCAACAUAAUUUUCUCCUUACUCGGAAAAUGUCCAAUACUGUAGUGGUACUUUGUCUUUUUCUGAAAUGGCAGCAACAGUAGUUAGUAGUUAUUUGUGGAAAAGUGCAAAAUGGGCAGUUUACAUUUUCAGGAAAUUGCAACAUCAAUUGUUUUCGUGAAACCACCAAUUUUAUUAUUUUUAUUGGAAAAACCAUUUAAUUUUGUCUUCCUUUUAAGGAAGUACAACAACUGGUUUCUUUUUAGAAACAGCACAAUGCCAGUAUCUCCCUUUUUUGUUAGAAAAGGUCUAUAAAAGUAGUAUUUUUGCAAAAGUUUUUUCUUUUGGGAAAGUAAGUUCAGGACUUUGCUUUCUUUUUAGGCAAAUUUAACACCGUAUGUAAUUUUGGAAAAGUCCCCUAACGUCAUUUUUGUCAUCAUUUUGGGAAGCUCCAAAAUCAGUUAGUCUUUUUUGGAACGUGUAAGUUUGUUUAGGUUUUAGGAGUGCAACCUCUCAUUUUAGUCUUUUUAGGAAAACUAAUGUCAAGUUUGUCUUAUAGGGAAAAUCAAAAACCAAUCUUUUCUUUUUUUUUUUGAAUAUAUAUCUUGAGCAGUUUUUCUUUACAGGGGAGCGCAACCUCCGAAUUGUUUCUUUAUGGGAAAACACAACGUCACAAUUUUCGUCUUUUUGGGAAUGUCCAAAACCAACAGGUUUGUCUUCUUUAAGGAACAUGUAAAUUCAGCAGUUUUUCUUUUUAGACGAGUUCAACCUCAUAAUUUUACCUUCAAAGGACAACUGAACUUCACGUUCGUCAUCUUUUUUGAGAAUCUCCAAAAUUAUUUGUCUUUUUUUGUAAAGUGUCAGUUCUGCAGUUAAUUGUCAAUUUUUGUGAAAUUCCAAAAUUUUUUUUUUUUUUUUUUUGAGGGAAAGGGGACGGUGUCAUUUCAGCAGGUUGUGUCUAUUCUAAGAGAGUGCCCAUGCAAAGUUUUAUCUCUUUAGGAAAGUCUAACGUCACUGUCAUCUUUUCGAGAAAGUUCAAAAAAGAUUGUCUUCCUUUCAGGACAUGCAACAUAUCACUAAAUUGUCCCGCUUUUAGAAAAAAGCGCAGCAUUGUUAUUUUGUCCUAUAGUUUAGAAAAUAUAACAUCAGUAGUUUGGUUGAUGCAGUUAAAUCACCCCAUACUGAAUGUUUUUGUUGUUUUUUUUACAUAAACAUUCAUGUUCGGUUACACCCUUAAUAGCUUUACUUAUCCACAUUGAGUAGCUUUCAAAUUCAUUUGCAAUUUGUGCAGUUUUUUUUUUUUUUUUUUUUGUAACAUAAGUUGGCGUUUUCCCAGUUUUAGGGUAGUAUAAAGGCCACAGCAAAAGGCCCCAAUGCUUCACCACAAGUCUGAAGUUAAACUCAGGUUCUUGUGUCUUAAAAGCACUUGCGACAAAGCCCCAUUUUUUGCCAAGCUCUGUCUAAAAGGCCAACAUUGGUGAAUAUUCUAAUACAGCAAUUUUGCAGGAAAAGUUAUGUUAACGUUGCUUGUAACAUGCUUUAGACUACUUGAAAAUUAAGAGUUAUUUUUAUAAAAGCCUGCUGAGAAAUUAAGCUUAUUUCCUCACUGACAUUAGUGGCGGAGAACUGAAAAGAGUGUCUGAUAUUUUGUUUUAUCUACUACCUCCAGCACUGACGUUGAAACAAGAUCAGAUCAGCUCAAACCAAACAAAAACGUGACGUUGGUCGUCGUUACAUGAAUGAAAAUGUGACCUUGUUGAAUGUAUUUUGGUACUGGUGGUCAGUGAAUAUAAAAAGCACUUUUACGAUUGUUCCCCUUUUUUGAGGUUUGACGAAGAUUUCUAUUAAAUCUUAUAUCAAACCGGAAAUUGUAUGGAAAAAUACAUCCAUUAAUAGUUUUCUCAUUUUUUAAAGGGGGGGUUUCCCCACUAACAAUUGGUUUUAAGCUUCUAUCUUGAUUGACUGAACGUGAGUCAUGUAAGCCACAGAUAAAGCGCCAAAGGCAAUGUUUUUUGUAUUGUCAAUAUUUUGUAUAUCAAAUAAAGAUCCUCUAUUAUUCUGAA